AUGGAGAACACCGGGAAUAAUAUUACAGUCAAUGAAACAUCUACAAGUACCAGUAAUACUGCCUUCAUCAAUACUGAUAAUGUUGUUAAAACUGUUCCAAGUAGAAUUGGCGUGUCAAAUGUUGAUGGAGUGCUUGACAACAAUAACAUAUCAAAUAACGAUGACAUCAGUUUACGAAAAAAACCAAGAAAAAAGUUACAUUCACGUUUAAAUAAAUCUAAAGCUUUCUGUAAAACUUUGAGUAGAUAUAUAGGUAGAAAUAUACAUUCACUGUCACACGCUCAGCAUAGUCAUUUAACAUCGAAUAAUAAUCUCAGCAGUAUUGAUCAUAUUUCACUGCGAAGUUAUGAUUCGCUAACAGAUUUACUUAAAGCAAGUGUCAAUGUACCAGCAUUUCUAAGAGCUCGUAAUCAUCACAGUCGUAUUAUACUUAAUGUGGGCGGUGAAAGACAUGAAGUGAUGUGGAAAACUCUGAAACGUCUACCAUUAUCUCGUCUUGGUCGAUUGAGUUUAUCUAAUAAUCCUGAGGAAUUAGCUCAGUUAUUUGAUGAUUAUUCAACUGAAAAAAAUGAGUUAUACUUUGAUCAAUAUGCACGUUCAUUCGGUUCAAUACUUGGUGUUUAUCGUACAGGCCAUUUACACUUUUUAGAAGAUAUCUGUGUAUUAGCCUUUAAAAAUGAUUUAUUCUACUGGGGUAUAAAUGAAUACCAACUGGAAACAUGUUGUUUCUAUAAAUAUUAUCAGAAAAAAGAACAAGUUGAAGAAGAGUUGAAGAAGACAAGGGAGAUAAGUUUAUCACAAGCACAAGAAGAACAAUUCGGUACAGGAAAAUGGGCUACACUGCAAAAAAAUAUAUGGGAUUUGGUAGAGAAACCACAAACUUCAAUGGCGGCCAGAAUAUUUGCAGUAAUUUCAAUUGCUUUCAUCAUGUUGUCAAUAAUUGGCUUGAAUCUGAGUACAAUACCUGAACUGAGAGGAAAUGCAUCUGCAAUCAGUGACGACGCUCAUAACGGAACUCAUACAACAGACUAUGUGAAUGAAAAAUUGGAACUGUUAGAAUCAGUGUGUACAAUAUGGUUCACAUUCGAAUAUGCAUUGCGUCUACUAGUUGCUCCAAAUAAAUGUGCAUUUGUGAAAAGUCCAAUGAAUCUAAUCGAUGUUAUCGCUAUCCUGCCAUAUUACUUUUCUGAAAUUUUUGAAGUAUGGCUUCAUUCACCAUUAGAUUCACUUGUUUCAAUGCGUAAAAUAGUUCAAAUGUUUAGAAUACUGCGUAUAUUACGUGUUUUCAAAUUAGCGCGCCACUCCCAAGGUCUUCAAGCACUUGGUUACACAUUAAAACAAUCAUAUAAAGAAUUAGGUUUACUCAUGUUAUUUGUUGUACUAGUUGUUUUAUUGUUUUCAAGUUUAGCUUAUUUUGCAGAAAAAGAUGACAAUAAGAAUGAAUUUCAAAGUAUACCAGCCACAUUUUGGUGGGCUAUCAUUACAAUGACAACAGUCGGCUACGGUGAUAUUACACCGAAAACAGUAUUAGGCAAAGUAAUUGGUUCAGUAUGCUGUAUUUGUGGUGUCCUUGUAGUUGGUCUUCCAAUUCCUAUAAUUGUGAAUAAUUUUGCCGCUUUCUAUCAAGAUCAGAUGAGACGAGAGAAGGUGAUGAAACGACAAGAAGCUCGAGAUAAUCAUGGUUGUCUUCUAGGCAAUACAGAUUUUCUAAGAAGGGCUACUCAAAAACCUCAGUUGACUAGAUUAAGUGGAAACAUGUUAAGAAAUCGUCAUUCAUUAGGUGUGAUUCGUUCAGGAUUCAGUAUUGAUACUGGUAGACAUUGCAACAUAUCCAACCAUGAUUGUCGUGAUAAACUAAAAGAUAGACGGCUUCAUUUCAACGAUGAAGUUGGUAACCAUGAAACAUGUGUUACUGUCAACAAUAAGUAUAGGAAAGUCAGUCGUAGUGCUAAUGACAUUAGUAACAUCGAGUAUGGGGAAUAAAGUUUGUGAUAACAAGGAAAGAGGUGUAAAUAAUAUCAGUGAAUAUCAAGAUGACAAAAAUGCUGCCACCUUUUUCCCACAUUUGUACUCCUUCGUCCCAACUUCAUUCUUUCAAUCGGUUUUGAUUUUUGACUGUAUUACA
Molecule: messenger RNA, 2125 nt
Organism: Trichobilharzia regenti
Lineage: Eukaryota; Metazoa; Platyhelminthes; Trematoda; Strigeidida; Schistosomatidae
Source: the annotation of a GenBank genome assembly